AUGAACCCCUCGCACAGGUUCGCCCUGGCUGCACUCAAGGGCAGCACGGCAGCAGCACCCGCCUCCCCUGCUUCCUCCCCACGGCAACCACAAUUCUCCUGGUUUCAGACGCCCACCACACAGGGAGCUGCUCCCCCUGGCUCGCCCGCCUCCUGCUCCGCCUCCCUUAAGGUGACUUUUGAUGCGACCCAAAAGUCCACCUCCUCCUGUGACCUGUCUACUUUUGAGGCGCCUCAGAAGUAG
Messenger RNA from Closterium sp. Naga37s-1, 243 nucleotides. Lineage: Eukaryota; Viridiplantae; Streptophyta; Zygnematophyceae; Desmidiales; Closteriaceae. The record is from the annotation of a GenBank genome assembly.